AUGUUACUAGAGGGUGUGACACUGACCCUCACCCCUGACCAGGGCACUACUCUCAACAUCAGCCAGAGUUCAGAGCGCAGCAGGGGGUCAAAGUGUACUGUAUGCACCGGUACAGGCUUGAAGAAGUCCUGCUCCAGAGCUGGAAGUGAUUAUGUGGUGCUGCUGACAGACCCCAAAGCUGCUGUGAACAUAGAGUUCACCUGCCCCAAACCAGAGGAAGUCUUCACUGUGGAGGUGGUCAGGGAAAUAGAUUGUACCACAAAGUCCUGUAAUGGAGACAUCACCCCCAUUGAGUCUAGAACCGGAACGCUUCCACUCCAGAACUUCAACCGUACCUUUAUCUGGAACCUGAAGGCCCCGGUUCCACGGGCGUUCCAUUUGGACUUCACCCAGAUGGGGAUGAGACAGAUCCUGCCCUCUGAGAGAUGUCAAGACCAGCACACGUAUACCCUGCUAGCCCUCCAGAGGACAGGGGAGGCUGCCAUCGGGACGUACUGCAGGAACGGCAGCGUCUCUGGGGCUCAGGUCUUGAACCAGGGCAGGCUCUCUCUGGAGGUCACUGGAGGACGGAAACUGAACCCCACCAUGUUCAACGUGUCUGUUGGAGAGGAAAUCAAAUCACUUGCUGUCCUCAAAGUGACUUUACCGGAAGGGACGUCGUCUUCGGAGUUGCUCUCUCCAAACUACCCGAAUAGUUUCCCUGACGAUGACCAGAUGGAGUGGAAGUUUGUGGUCCCUCCCAAACACAACGCUACGGUUGUCUUCCUGGGUCAGACCCAGCCGCAGUGCCUGAAGAAGGAGCCGGCCGUGGAGUAUCACCACGGUAACGGGCGGUUCGCGGUGGUGAAGAAGCUGUCGGACCCCCAGCCGGCCCAACGUCGGGACUCCUUCUCCCUGAUCCUAAGGAACUGUGAGAUGAACAGGAUCGGAGACGGCUCCACUGGUCUCUCCCUCCGCUUCAAGGUUUCAGCCAAGAGGAGGAGUCUUCCAGUGAUGUGCAACGUGGACCUGAGGAAAGAGCGGAGGCUUUCCCUCCAUAUUGAGAAAACUAACCUCAUGUCUGACUGUGAGCUGAAGCUGAACUCUGUCAUCCAGGAGAAAAUCACUGUUCCCUCAGGGAAGAUCUCUCAGCUGUCCUUCCAGGACUGCCCAUGUCAGGAGCUGCUACUGACUGCCAUCAGAAUCAUAGAGUGCCGUCACUGGAGGGGCUGCCCAGCAGCAGCAGCCCCUGUCCCUCUGACGGCGCCCGUCCUGGAGAGGUGUCUUCCCGCUCCCCUGGGCAAUGUCACCUGGAUCCUCCGUCCACCUCGGCAUGGCACGGUAGAGCUCCUGCCCACUACUGGCGACCUCAGGCAGUCCCUGCCAGAACAACCCUGCAACGGCUCUGUCACUCUCACCGUGGCCGAGGACGAUGACGGCACCACCGUGGGUCAGUUCUGCCCUCAGGGAGCCAUACGCAAAGUCCAGGUCCACACCAACGUGUCCAUCACAGCUUCAGCCUCGACCAUGGGAGGGAAAGAGAGGUGGCCAUUCGCACACCCUUUACUCAACAUCUCCUUCACCAGGGAGAUUGCAGAGAGAUACAUUUUCACGGUAUACCCAAUGAAAGGAGUACCAACUCUCCUGGCCACCCCUAGUUGGCCUGUGGGAAUGAAGUCCUACUCCACUGUGUCCUGGAUCGUCGUUGUCCCCUCCAAGCUGGAAGCCCACCUCAUGUUCGACAACAUCAGCCAGCCUAAGUGCAGCAACCGCCACACGGGCAUCAGGGUGCAGAUCCUGGGCUCCCUGGAGGAGAUGUACAGCCGGCGGGAGGACGAGGAGGCAGGCAGGAAGAUCACUGUCUCAGAGAGCUUCUACCUCAACAUGUCCAACUGUAUGCCUGAGAGAGGAGACUUCAGCGUGCUCACACAGAUCACACUGCACAAGGACAAGAACCUGCUUCUGACCAGCAUUCUGAGUGCGGUGGCAGCUCUGCUGGUUCUCAUGGUGGUUGUGUUGGCUGUGGUUUGUGUGGUGAUCAAGUAA
This is a messenger RNA of Salvelinus namaycush (lake trout), 2025 nucleotides long. Its product is annotated as CUB domain-containing protein 1-like. The record is from RefSeq and is a predicted model, not a curated record. The coding region runs from base 1 to 2025 and encodes 674 amino acids. The transcript has 9 exons. NCBI's taxonomy places the organism in Eukaryota, Metazoa, Chordata, Actinopteri, Salmoniformes, Salmonidae.